Molecule: messenger RNA, 529 nt
Organism: Bradysia coprophila
Lineage: Eukaryota; Metazoa; Arthropoda; Insecta; Diptera; Sciaridae
Gene: RpL35
Product: Ribosomal protein L35
Biological process (GO): translation; maturation of LSU-rRNA from tricistronic rRNA transcript (SSU-rRNA, 5.8S rRNA, LSU-rRNA)
Cellular component (GO): ribosome; cytosolic large ribosomal subunit
Molecular function (GO): mRNA binding; structural constituent of ribosome
Source: RefSeq, a predicted model, not a curated record
AAACAUAUACACAUUUUUUUGACGUCUCUCUUUCCAUACAUAUCGUUCUGUCAAUCAAACUUGGUUUGAGUUCUUUACAAUUGUAACUGUCUUUCAAAAUGGUGAAAGUUAAGUGCUCCGAAUUGCGUACAAAGGAUAAGAAGGAGUUGGUAAAACAGCUCGAUGAACUCAAAACGGAGCUUCUCAAUUUGCGUGUGGCCAAAGUAACCGGUGGUGCCCCAUCCAAAUUGUCCAAAAUCCGUGUGGUUCGUAAGGCGAUCGCUCGUGUGUACAUUGUUAUGCACCAGAAGACAAAAGAGAACUUACGCCGAUUGUAUCGUGGUAAGAAGUUCAAGCCACUUGACUUGCGACCAAAGAAGACUCGUGCUAUUCGCAAGGCCCUGUCACCGCGGGACGCUAACCGAAAAACAUUGAAAGAACUUCGUAAACGAUCCAUCUAUCCAGUUCGAAAGUUCGCGUUGAAAGCCUAAGUUUGACCAAAAUGGAAGUUUUCCUUGCGACAAAAUAAAAUUGGUAAAAACAAUGAAAA